Prunus armeniaca (apricot) is the source of this 1407-nucleotide messenger RNA. Lineage: Eukaryota; Viridiplantae; Streptophyta; Magnoliopsida; Rosales; Rosaceae. The record is from the annotation of a GenBank genome assembly.
AUGGUUUCCUCAACUUUCAGAUUAUUGAUCUUACUUGCAUUACAAAUCAUCAUCACCAUCAAUGCUGACUUCACUCAUGCACAGAUUCAGCCGCCUAAAAUUCCAACAGCCGUCUGUGAUAACAACAAAGGCAACUACACCACUAACAGCACCUACCAAAAAAACCUAAACGACCUCCUCUCCUCCUUGCUCUCCAACAGCAACGGCUACGGCUUUUACAAUUCCUCCAGAGGCCAAAACGCCGACAGAGUUUAUGCAAUCGGACUUUGUAGAGGAGAUAUUAAGUCCGAUGCUUGUGGUAAAUGCCUUAGUGACGCUACUUAUGUUCUCACGGAGUCUUGUCCUAACCAGAAGGAGGCAAUUGGAUGGUACGACAAUUGUAUGUUACGCUACUCAAACCGUUCCCUAUACGGCUUACUGGAAACUAUUCCUGCUUACUAUAUGUGGAACGUACAAAACGUAUCAUCUACAAUCUUGGAUGCGUUUAAUCAAAAGCUCGCUGCCUUAUUAAAUGGACUAACAAGCGAAGCAGCGGGGGGUGGUGAUCUAAAGUUUGCGGUAGGAAACGCAAGUGUUGGUGCGAGUUCUAAUGUAACAAUUUAUGGACUUACUCAGUGCACUUCAGAGUUGUCCAAGGUAAAUUGUACUGAUUGCUUAGAUGAUGCUUUGGCGGCUAUCCCAACAUGCUGUAGUGGAAAAGUAGGUGGGAGAGUUGUCAGACCUAGCUGUAACAUAAGGUAUGAGUCUUACAGCUUCUUCGACGAUACAACUGAGACACCAUCGCCAUCGCCACCCUUAGCAGCGCCAUCCUCCGCUCCUCCAUCACCGGGCACUGACACGAUUCCAAGAGGAAAGAAGAGCAAUACAUCUCGGACUGUCAUCAUUACUGUUGUGACAAUUGUUGGUUCCCUGCUACUAAUUAUAUCCAUCUGCAUUUAUCUGAGAUUGAAGAAGAGAAAGGAAAAACUUGAAGGAGAUGAAAUUGGAACAGAAUCCUUGCAAUUCAACUUCAACUCCAUUAAAAUUGCUACAAGUAACUUUUCUGAAGCAAAUAAGCUUGGACGUGGUGGAUUUGGUGCUGUUUAUAGGGGUAGGCUUUGGAAUGAAGAAGACAUAGCAGUUAAAAGGCUUUCUAGAGAUUCUGCACAAGGAGAUAUAGAAUUUAAAAAUGAGGUUACCUUAGUAGCUAAGCUUCAACAUCGAAAUUUAGUUAGGCUCCUUGGUUUCUGCCUGGAAGGAAAUGAAAGACUUCUUGUGUAUGAGUUUGUCCCUAAUGCAAGUCUCGAUAAGUUCAUAUUUGGUAUGGUUGGAAACUUGGACUUCUGUUUCUAUUUUGAAAUGUAUGAUAAAAGCUCAUCUUAUGUGCCUCACAUGCUUUCAAAGAGUACAAAUAUUAAUUUUCCUUGA